GAAGAAGAAUUUAAAUGGCUUUUACAAGAAGAGGUCCAUGCUGCUUUGAAACAGCUGCAGGAUAUUUUGAAGGAGGCCUCUCACCGGUUCACCCUGCCUGUGAGUGGCUCGGGAGGAGCCGUCAAGCAGGAGAACUUCGUGCUGAGCACAUUGGGCACAGACCAGGUGAAAGGUGUGUUGACGCUGCAGGGAGAUGCCCUGUGUCAAGCUGACAUUAAUCUGAAAAUGCCCAGAAAUAAUCAGCUCCUGCACUUUGCAUUUCGGGAAGACAAGCAGUGGAAAUUGCAGCAGAUUCAGGAUGCUAGAAACCAUGUUAACCAAGCCAUUUACCUGCUUACGAACAGAGAUGUAAACUACCAGUUCAAAACAGGCUCGGAGGUUCUCAAGCUUAUGGAUGCUGUGAUGUUACAGCUGUCAAGAGCCCGAAAUAGGCUUACCACUCCAGCCACUCUGACUCUACCAGAGAUUGCCUCCAGUGGUCUCACAAAAAUGUUCACCCCUGCUCUGCCUCCAGACAUCCUUGUGAAUUUCUAUAUUAACCUGAAUAAGCUGUGCCUGACUGUCUACCAACUCCAUGUGCUGCAGCUCAGCACAACCAAGAACUUCAAGCCUGCUGGAGGGUCCAUUUUACACAACCCUGGAGCCAUGUUUGAGUUUGGCAACCAGCGGUAUGAAGUCAGCCAUGUCCAUAAAGUGGAAUGUGUUGUACCAUGGUUAAACGAUGCCCUUGUCUUCUUCACAGUUUCACUGCAGCUUUGCCAGCAACUGAAGGACAAGAUCUCUGUUUUCUCCAGUUACUGGAACUACAGGCCAUAUUAAUUCUCUGUGGAGUGUCCAAGUCCUUAGAGUACUUCCACUGUCUUCCUGUUUGUUUUCAACAUGCCAGCUGAGUCCAGGUCAGCAUGAGGAGUGCUGUGGUUCACUGCCACGUGGCCCUCCAUAGGGUAGGGUCAGUGUAUCCAGACACAACUUUAGUAGCCUUGUCUGGGACUGCUGCAUAAGCGGGGCACCAAGCAAUGCUGUGUGGUUGGUGAGAGCUUCCAUCUGUCUUUGUUCUCAUGUGGGUUGUGUGG
Pelecanus crispus (Dalmatian pelican) is the source of this 1073-nucleotide messenger RNA. NCBI's taxonomy places the organism in Eukaryota, Metazoa, Chordata, Aves, Pelecaniformes, Pelecanidae. The record is from RefSeq and is a predicted model, not a curated record.